Molecule: messenger RNA, 2960 nt
Organism: Arachis stenosperma
Lineage: Eukaryota; Viridiplantae; Streptophyta; Magnoliopsida; Fabales; Fabaceae
Product: probable methyltransferase PMT26
Exons: 9
Coding region: 194-2701 (835 amino acids)
Cellular component (GO): endosome; trans-Golgi network; cytoplasm
Molecular function (GO): methyltransferase activity
Source: RefSeq, a predicted model, not a curated record
CCUCUUGCUUUUCUCCCCUUACACUCAAAUCUCCCUCUUUCUUCCCCGUGAAAAACAGCACAACACAACGCCAUGGACAUGGAUACAAGAUAACCACUCUAAUCUUCUUCCUUCUUCUUCUUCUCAGAUCUGCUCCAUUCCGAAUAUCCAUAGGUUUAAACUAUCAGUGUGAAUUGUUGGACCCUGCUAAAACAUGGCUCAAGCAAGAUAUACUAGAAUAGACAAUAAUAAAAAGUCAUCGUCCAGUUUCUGCUCGACAGUGACAAUUGUUGUGUUUGUGGCUCUAUGUCUGGUUGGGGUAUGGAUGAUGACAUCCUCCUCUGUAGUUCCUGCACAAAAUGCCGAUGUUACUCAGGACAACAAGACCGAUGCUGCUCAGGACAACACGAUUGACAUGAAAAAAGCACAGAGUGACACGAAAGAACAGGUAACUGACAACAACAAUAGUGGCAACACUCGGAAGUUUGAAGACAAUCAGGGUGAUCUUCCUGAGGAUGCAACCAAGGGGGACACAAAUGUCACCUCAGAAAACAACUCUGACGUGAAAGAAAACCAGGAAGAAAAAUCAGAGGACAAGUCUGAAGAAAAGUCUUCUCAAGAAUCUAAAACAGAAGAUGGAGACAAGAAAACAGAGGACAAAGAUUCCCCCACAGAAAGUACUGAAUCAAACUCACAAACUACAGAAAACAAGGAUAGUGGUGAAACUGAGAAACCUGGUUCUGGUGAUAGUGAGAAGAAAUCUGAAUCUGAUGAGAGCGAUACAAAAUCUGAAUCGAAUGAAAAUAAGCAAUCUGAUUCAGAUGAAAGUGCAAAUAAAUCUGAUUCAGAUGGAAGUGAAAAGAAAUCUGAUGACUCAAGUGAAACAACUGAUAACAAGACAGAAGAUAAGGUGCAACAAAGUGAUAAAGAAUCAGAUGUAAGCUCCAAUGAGAAGGAAACAGAUGACAGUGCCAACAAGCAGACUUCAACUGAAGUAUACGCUUCUGGGGCCCAGUCAGAGCUUCUGAAUGAAAAUACCACUCAGAAUGGGUCUUUUUCAACUCAGGCAGCAGAGUCGAAGAAUGAAAAGGAGUCACAAGCAUCCUCCAAGCAAUCCACUGUGUACAACUGGAAAUUAUGCAAUUCCACUGCUGGCCCUGACUACAUCCCAUGCCUUGACAACUUGAAAGCAAUCAGGAAACUUCCAAGUACCAAACAUUAUGAGCACCGAGAAAGGCACUGUCCUGAAGAACCUCCUACCUGCCUUGUCCCUCUUCCAGAAGGAUAUAGACGCCCAAUUACAUGGCCCAAAAGCAGAGAGAAGAUAUGGUAUUACAACGUUCCACACACUAAGCUUGCUGAAUAUAAGGGCCAUCAAAAUUGGGUGAAAGUUACAGGCGAGUACCUUACUUUUCCUGGUGGUGGAACCCAAUUCAAGCAUGGGGCACUUCAUUAUAUUGACACUAUACAACAGUCUGUACCUGAUAUAGCUUGGGGCAGACACUCACGUGUGGUAUUAGAUGUUGGAUGUGGUGUUGCCAGCUUUGGUGGCUUUCUCUUUGAGAGAGACGUACUUACAAUGUCUUUGGCACCAAAAGAUGAACAUGAAGCUCAGGUACAAUUUGCACUUGAGAGGGGAGUUCCUGCCAUUUCUGCCGUGAUGGGUACAGUGAGGCUUCCCUACCCUGGAAGAGUAUUUGAUAUAGUCCAUUGUGCACGAUGUAGAGUUCCGUGGCAUAUAGAAGGUGGAAAACUUCUCUUGGAGCUGAAUAGAGUAUUGCGGCCUGGUGGUUUCUUUGUUUGGUCUGCUACUCCUAUUUAUCAAAAUAAGACAGAAGAUGUUGAAAUAUGGAAAGAAAUGAAAAAGCUAAUAAAAGCAAUGUGCUGGGAAGUUGUGAACAUUACCAGGGAUAAACUUAAUGGAGUUGGUAUAGCAACAUACAGAAAGCCAACUUCUAAUGAAUGUUACGAGCAACGAUCUAAUAACGAGCCACCUAUGUGUCCAGAUUCUGAUGAUCCAAAUGCAGCAUGGAACGUUCCAUUGCAAUCUUGCAUGCACAAAGUGCCAGUGAGUUCAUCAGAGCGUGGUUCACAAUGGCCAGCGCAAUGGCCAGCAAGACUGACUAACGUACCUUAUUGGUUGACAAGUUCUCAAGUUGGAGUUUAUGGAAAGCCUGCCCCUGACGAUUUUACUGCGGACUAUGAUCACUGGAAACGUGUUGUUUCCAAGUAUUUAGAUGGGAUGGGAAUUCAAUGGUCAAAUGUUCGAAAUGUCAUGGAUAUGAGAUCAGUCUACGGAGGGUUUGCUGCAGCUAUGAAAGAUUUGAAUAUUUGGGUCAUGAAUGUGGUUUCAGUAGAUGCUCCAGACACACUUCCUAUUAUAUAUGAACGCGGUCUUUUUGGCAUGUAUCAUGAUUGGUGUGAAUCUUUUAGCACUUAUCCUAGGUCCUACGAUCUCCUCCAUGCAGAUCAUCUGUUUUCAAGACUCAAGAAAAGGUGCAAUUUUCAAGCUGUUGUGGCUGAGGUUGAUCGGAUUCUGAGGCCCGAAGGAAUGCUUAUUGUUCGAGACACUGCUGAGGUAAUUAACGAGCUUGAGAGCAUGGUGAAAUCUAUGAAUUGGGAGGUUCGCAUGACUUACACUAAAGAAAAUGAGGGCUUUUUGGGUGCCCGGAAGUCCAUGUGGCGACCUACGGAGACUGUGACGCUCGAAUAUGCUGUUUGAUUGACAAGAUGGAUAGGUGAUUUUUGGAUUUUGGCUUAGAAAAAUUCUUGUGUAAUUGUUACUUCCACAUUUAUCUAUGUAUCAUGGUAGUUAGGCAUUCAUGUAUUCGGCUUUUUUCUUUUUUUUCUCCCCCAUUUGGUUAUUGAUUUUGAUCUCCAUUUAGAGGUUGGUGUAUUUUGCUGUAACAUGGUGAUAUAGAUAAAGAAAUUUCAUUCUUGGAAAUGUAGAGAUCCUCGGCUUAGAAGCCAAAUAGUUGAUA